AAAAAAAUCAAAAUCAGAAUCAAAAUCUCAAUUGAUUUUUAGAUUAAUAAUAAUAUACUAAUAUCAAAACCUAAUAAACGAACGAAAAAACACAAAAAAAACAUGAAGUUAUUAGUGGCUUCAGACAAUACAGGCUCUCUUAAGGAGGUCAUAUGUAACAAGGGUACCGAUACCUCCCAAAAAGAUGCGAUUCAACCUUCUAUAAAAUCAUUUCACAAAUUGGGUUCGUCAAAAAAGAUCCAAAAAUUAGUCAAAAUCGACUCCAAACAUUUAAUUGUUGUUUCAAGACUUGGUGGCUCGAUAUGUUUUUAUGAUCUCACUUCUAUGGGCGAAUACCAACUAGAAACCUUUAAUAAUAAUGUUACAACAAACCCAACCAAUGAAUCUGACUCAAAAACCCAUGGAAAUAACUAUCAAUUAAUACAUCAAAUUGACGGUCUAAGCUCUGAUCCAAAGGACAAUUUUAUUUCUUUAAAUUAUGUCAAAAGCUUGGAUAUAAUAUAUACCUGCACACAAAACGGAAGAGUAUCUUUAAUCUCUCUAAAAGAUGAUAAAUAUUUGCAUUCUGAAUUUUCCUGUUCUACUAAACCCGUAUCUGCUUUCAUUCAUGAUCCAAAUAUCAUUGACAACUUUCAAUUUGUGUUUGGUGGAAAAGAAAAUGAUUUAACCAUCAUUAAAAUCGCAAAUUCAAUAAAUGAUUUUCUUAAUCUAUUCAAUAAUAAUCCUCAAUCCAAUCAAAUUAUUACAACCUUUAAAGCUAAAAAUGUUAAGCCAGACAGACUUCAUCUAAGAGUCCCUAUCUGGAUUACCAACAUCAUUUUUUUAAAUAAAAACUCAAACGAAAUCGUAACAACCACAAAAUAUGGUCAAUUGAGAUACUAUGACACUAAAAUUGGUAAAAAACCAAGAUACUCAGUUCAGUUGACCGAAAAACACUAUAAUCAAACUGUUGGCAUCAUCAAUGCAGUUCUAUCAUUCAACAAAAACAUCAACACUCAAGAAAUAAUCUGCUCUGAUGAUCAUGUAUCUGUCUCAAAAUACGAAAUCAAAUCAGGCAGAUUGGUCGGUAAAUAUCCAGGAAACACUGGUUUAUGCCAAACAAUCAACUCGUUUGAUGACAAAUAUCUAAUAACUGGGGGUUUAGAUACAUACUUGAGAGUAUUUGAAAUCGCCUCAAAGGAACAGCUCAUCAAAGUCUAUAUUGGAAGCAAUAUCAGCAACGCAAUAAUAGUUGAUCCUAAGGAUAAAAAUGUUGCAAAUGACAAAAAUCCUAAUCCUCUACUUUCAAAACCAGAAAUCAAAAAUGAAGACAACGACGAUGAUAUAUGGGACGAGCUAGACAACAAUGUUCGAAAAAGACACACAAUAAACAGCCCCUCCAAAGACCACUUUAGCCCAAGGCCUACAAAAAGAAUAAAAAAAUCGCUAGUUAGUACAUAGAGCUGUAGAAUUAAAUAUAACACAAUAAACUUUUUUUAUUAUGUUUGAG
Molecule: messenger RNA, 1489 nt
Organism: Ascoidea rubescens DSM 1968
Lineage: Eukaryota; Fungi; Ascomycota; Saccharomycetes; Ascoideales; Ascoideaceae
Gene: NSA1
Product: ribosome biosynthesis protein NSA1
Exons: 1
Coding region: 103-1440 (445 amino acids)
Biological process (GO): ribosomal large subunit biogenesis
Cellular component (GO): nucleolus; preribosome, large subunit precursor
Molecular function (GO): protein binding
Source: RefSeq, a predicted model, not a curated record